Molecule: messenger RNA, 1165 nt
Organism: Cryptomeria japonica (Japanese cedar)
Lineage: Eukaryota; Viridiplantae; Streptophyta; Pinopsida; Cupressales; Cupressaceae
Product: protein PLANT CADMIUM RESISTANCE 7
Exons: 6
Coding region: 207-890 (227 amino acids)
Source: RefSeq, a predicted model, not a curated record
UUUCCGUCCAGUCAACACGGCAUAGGUCUUUCAGUGCAUUGAAAUGUCAGCCAAAAGCCUCGGAAACACCUCGGAAAGCUGGACGUUCAAAACGGAGAAACGUGAAGGAAUGGCCUAUGAAUCCUGUAAUUGUUAGAUGCGUGCCCGAACGGACCUAAAUAAUUACUUGUAAAUUGAAAUAGCAGCAGCAGCAGGAGAAGACCAAAAUGCAGGCUUCUAAGGCCGAGCGAGGAGCUCAAGCAUACGCUACUCCCUUCCCUGAAUACCAUCCUCCGCAGCAGAUAGCAGCAGGGUUUCCGCUGCCACCUCAAAAUUUCGCCUCAGCUCCCCAACAAUAUGUCCACCCGCUAGCGCCUCAGCCAUAUCCUCAACAAGGCGGCCCUCUUCGUCCCACAGAGUGGUCCUCUGGUCUCUGCGCCUGCUGUGCAGAUCAAUCCGUUUGUUGCCUCACAUGCUGGUGCCCCUGCAUCACAUUUGGGCAGAUAGCGGAGAUAGUGGAUGAGGGUUCUCCCUCGUGCUGUGCAAACGGAGGGAUCUAUGGCGCGCUGCUCUGUUUGACGGGGUUAGCGUGCUGCUAUUCGUGCUUGUACAGAACCAAGAUUAGGGCCAAAUUCAACCUGUCCGAUUGUUGGAAUAUGAAAUAUACCAUUGGACCAACUAAAACAUUUGAUUCAGAUCUUGUUUUAAAACAAUGGGUCAACACCGAUAUGCCCUGUGCAGAUUGUGUGGUCCAUGGUUGCUGCGAAUCCUGCGCGCUGUGCCAGGAAUAUAGAGAACUCAAACACAGAGGAUUUCACCCUGCACUCGGUUGGGAAGGGAACCUGCGAAGACAACAGCCGGGGAUGGGGACUGCCAUGGCAGCACCUGCGUAUCCAAUGAUGGCAAGAUGAUCCCACCGCUCAUGCCUUUUGUGUUUCUGCAUCUCGAAGUUUUAAUGGCCGUCGUCAAUAAUUUUAUCUGGAUUGGAUUUAGUAAGGGAGUUAUUAUUAUUAUUAUUAUUAUUUUUUGCUGAGAUUUGAACUCAACACCUGUAAUUGCCCUUCUGGCAAGAGGGUUAAUAAUUCUGUCGUCAAAAUAAUCGAGUGGAAGGGACAAUAACCUUGGUAUCUCAUAUUAAAUGCAGUUUUCCACUGGUGUCGUCUUAAUGGUGUACUGCCCUAUUUAA